Messenger RNA from Fimicolochytrium jonesii, 2172 nucleotides. RefSeq names its product peptidase family M41-domain-containing protein. The record is from RefSeq and is a predicted model, not a curated record. Gene Ontology annotation, biological process: mitochondrial protein processing; protein-containing complex assembly. The coding region runs from base 1 to 2172 and encodes 723 amino acids. Gene Ontology annotation, molecular function: ATP binding; zinc ion binding; metalloendopeptidase activity. The transcript has 2 exons. NCBI's taxonomy places the organism in Eukaryota, Fungi, Chytridiomycota, Chytridiomycetes, Spizellomycetales, Powellomycetaceae. Gene Ontology annotation, cellular component: m-AAA complex; membrane.
AUGGCUACGGGUAACUCACCCCGUCGGGGCGAUAAGAAGAAGGAAGAGGACGAGGAGGACGAUGGGAAAAUCGAGAUUAAGCUCCCGCCAGGGUUUGAACACUUUGUAAACCCAAAGGGAUCGAAGAAAUCAGCCUCGGCGACAUCGGCAAAGGAGAAGGACGGAAAGAAGGAGAAGGAGUCGGAGCAAAAUAAGAGGGACGAGGAAGAGGAUGAGGAGGCCGAGGAAAAGGAGACUCAAAGGAGAAGGAAGAGGAAGCAAAGCGGUGAUGGCAAAAACAAGCCCGACACGCCAAUCGAGAUAUAUACGUUCAAAAUCAACCCACAGAUGAUCUUGUUCUAUGGGAUCCCCGCAGCGUUCCUGGCCUACAACAUGUACUCUGGCAUGGCGCAGGAGCAGCAGAUCACCUUCCAGGAUUUCCGUGCAAACAUGCUCGAGAAGGGUUACGUGGACCAUCUGGAAGUCGUGAAUCACAACACCGUUCGGGUAUAUCUGCGUCCUGACGCACCUCAGCUGCGCUCGUCCCCGAAGGGCGCAAUGCCCGCCCACGUGGCUCACUACUACUUCACGAUCGGAUCCACCGAGUCCUUUGAGAACCAGCUUGAGGCCGCACAGCGCGAGCUUGGCAUCCCACCUCGCGAACGUAUUCCCGUUACUUACGCCAAUGAGGUCUCGGCUACUUCGCUGUUGAUCAACCUCGCACCCACGGUCCUUACGCUAGGUCUGUUGUUGUGGCUCUCGAGGCGGGCGAUGGGCGGUUCGAACGCCGGUCAGGGUAUAUUCGGCGUCGGAAAGUCUCGCGCAAAGUUGUUCAACCAGGAGACUGACGUGAAGGUCAAGUUCAAGGAUGUGGCUGGAAUGGACGAGGCGAAGGAGGAGAUUAUGGAGUUCGUCAAGUUCCUGAAGGAUCCCAAGCGCUACGAACGUCUCGGAGCAAAGAUUCCCAGAGGUGCCAUCUUGUCUGGCCCACCUGGAACCGGAAAGACCCUGCUUGCCAAAGCGACCGCUGGAGAGGCCGAAACUCCUUUCCUCAGUGUAUCGGGAUCCGAGUUCGUUGAGAUGUUUGUCGGUGUCGGAUCUUCCCGUGUUCGUGACCUGUUUACCAACGCCAAGAAGCAUGCUCCAUGCAUUAUCUUCAUUGAUGAGAUUGACGCCAUCGGAAAGGCCCGUGGCAAGGGAGGAUUCGCCAGCGGUGGUCAUGACGAACGUGAAUCGACUCUCAACCAGCUUUUGGUCGAGAUGGACGGUUUCGGAUCCAACGAGAACGUGGUUGUUCUCGCCGGUACGAACAGGCCAGACGUCCUGGACCCGGCUCUGUUGCGUCCUGGUCGUUUCGACAGGCACAUCAACAUCGACCGUCCCGACAUUAAGGGACGAGUCGAGAUAUUCAAAGUCCAUCUUCGCCCCAUCAAGACCAACGAGGAUAUUGAGCGGCUCGCCAAGAAGCUCGCGGCGCUGACACCCGGCUUCUCCGGAGCCGACGUGCACAACGUCUGCAAUGAAGCUGCCCUCAUCGCCGCUCGUAACCUUGCUGACUCGGUGACCGAAAAGCACUUCGAAGCCGCCAUCGAGCGAGUAGUCGCAGGUCUGGAGAAGAAGACCCGCGUCCUAUCCCCCGAAGAAAAGAACAUCGUCGCCCACCACGAAGCCGGCCACGCCGUCGCCGGUUGGUUCCUCCAACAUGCCCACCCCCUCCUCAAAGUUUCCAUCAUCCCCCGCGGCGUCGGCGCCCUCGGUUACGCCCAGUACCUCCCCAAAGAAGAUUACCUCCACUCCACCGCCCAAAUGCUCGACAUGAUGUGCAUGACCCUCGGCGGUCGCGCCUCCGAAUCCAUCUUCUUCCCUGACAUCACCACCGGCGCCUCGGACGACCUGCAGCGUGUGACCAAGAUGGCCUACGCCCAGGUGAUGACCUACGGCAUGACUGAGCGUCUCGGCAACAUCUCCUACGGAAACCCCAACGGACAGCAGGAGUCGUUCCAGAAGCCGUAUUCUGAGGAGACGGCCCGCCUGAUUGAUGAGGAAGUGAGGAGUAUCAUUGCUAAGGCGUACGAGCGCACUGUGAAGCUGUUGACGGAGAGGAAAGAUGCCGUGGAUAAGGUUGCAAAGUUGUUGCUGGAGAAGGAGGUUAUUGGACGGGAGGAUAUGAUGAGGCUGUUGGGUCCCAGGUAA